Messenger RNA from Cajanus cajan (pigeon pea), 4810 nucleotides. RefSeq names its product multidrug resistance-associated protein 4 (gene ABCC4). NCBI's taxonomy places the organism in Eukaryota, Viridiplantae, Streptophyta, Magnoliopsida, Fabales, Fabaceae. Gene Ontology annotation, molecular function: ATP binding; ATP hydrolysis activity; ABC-type transporter activity. Gene Ontology annotation, biological process: transmembrane transport. The record is from RefSeq and is a predicted model, not a curated record. Gene Ontology annotation, cellular component: membrane.
CAUUUUUGUUUUUACCAUUCUGUCACUCCAUCAUUAAAUAGAGUUUGGUGUACACCGAACUUAGUUGAGGCCAUAAUUAAACCGCAAAGAUAUGAACAUUUGGAAAUAUUUAUUUUUCCAUUAGAAUAGAGCAUAAAGCAACAUAGUAGAAGAAGUGCAUGAAGUAGGUAGCAGAGAGGUAGAGUUUGUGAGAGCAAAGUUGAAGGUGAAGUUUCCCAAGGGUGCACAAACAUGUCCUUCGCAUCCUUCUCGUGUGCAUUCCCUGAGAAACAAACCUCAGGGGACAAGUUUCUCUCAACUCUGCUUCAAUGGCUUGGAUUUAUUUUCCUCUCACCUUGUCCUCAGAGAGCGAUGUUGACCUUCGUUGAUGUCGUACUUCUCUUGUUUCUCUCUGUGUUCUCUGCUACCAAGCUUUGGAAAAGGUUCACCUCCGACGGAGGGUCCCACAUCGAUCUCAACAAACCGCUCAUCAGAAACAACAGAUCCAUUUUCUCUACAACUAUCCAGUUUAAGCUAACCUUAUCUGUAACAGUUGUUUUGACUAUACUAUACACUGUUGCUUGCGUUUUUGCAUUCAGAAGCUCCUCCAAGGGGCCAUGGAAGCAAGUUGAUGAGGUGUGUUGGUUGGUCCAGGCCAUAACACAUGCGGUGCUUGCAGUGUUAAUCAUCCACGAGAAAAGAUUUGAAGCCGUUACACACCCUCUAUCGGUUCGAGUUUAUUGGAUUGUCAAUUUCUUUGUCAUUUUAUUCUUUACCGUUUCGGCGGUUAUUCGUUUGGUCUCAGUCGACGUGGAUGAAACCAAAGGCUUCAAGGUGGACGAUGUGGUCUCUUUUGUUUCGCUUCCUCUGUCGUUGUUUCUGUUUUUUAUGGCGGUUAAGGGAUCCACAGGCGUUGUUUUGUGGACAGAAGAAACAGAACCACUUGUUGACGAGGGAAAAUCUGAGGUUACUGGCUUUGCUUCAGCUUCUCUAUUUUCCAAGGCAUUUUGGAUUUGGAUAAACCCCUUGUUGCGUAAAGGGUACAAAUCUGCAUUAAAGAUUGAUGAGAUUCCAACGCUUUCUCCCGAGCAUAGAACUGAGAGGAUGUCAUCCAUUUUUGAAUCAAAAUGGCCUAAGCCAAACGAGAGGUCGAAGCAUCCGGUUAGAAUCACCUUGCUUCGAUGCUUUUGGAAGGAGUUAGCCUUCAUUGCAUUCCUUGGAUUUAUAAGGCUGAGUGUCAUGUUUGUGGGGCCGCUUCUCAUACAAAGCUUCGUUGAUUUCACUUCAGGGAAGAGAAGCUCUCCAUAUGAAGGAUACUACCUCGUCUUGAUUCUUCUCGUUGCUAAGUUCGUUGAAAUCUUGAGUACUCAUCAUUUCAACUUCAACGCUCAGAAGCUUGGGACGCUUAUACGCUGCACUCUCGUCCCUUCUUUGUAUAGAAAGGGAUUAAUGCUGUCGUUCACUGCUCGGCAAGAUCACGGAGUUGGAACCAUUGUGAAUUACAUGGCUGUUGAUACUCAGCAACUCUCUGACAUGAUGCUUCAGUUACAUUCUGUGUGGAUGAUGCCACUUCAAGUUAGUAUUGGCUUACUUCUGCUUUACAAUUCUCUAGGUGCCUCGGUGGUCACUGCUUUUCUUGGUCUUCUUGGUGUUUUUGUGUUUGCUGUGAUUGGCACUCGUAUGAACAACACCUUCCAGUAUAAUGUGAUGAAGAACCGUGACUCGAGAAUGAAAGCUGUGAAUGAGAUGCUUAAUUACAUGCGCGUGAUCAAGUUUCAGGCCUGGGAGGAACAUUUCAACCAGAGGAUUAUGGGUUUCCGCGAGAAGGAGUAUGGGUGGCUCUCCAAGUUGAUGUUCUCAAUUUGCGGCAAUAUUGUGGUGAUGUGGAGCACGCCGUUGUUGGUAUCAACUCUCACGUUUGGUACGGCUGUUUUGCUGGGAGUUAAACUUGAUGCAGCCACGGUCUUCACCACUACAUCUGUGUUCAAGAUCUUGCAGGAGCCUAUUAGGACCUUCCCACAGUCUAUGAUAUCUCUUUCACAGGCAAUGAUAUCACUGGAGAGGUUAGAUAGGUUCAUGUUGAGCAGGGAAUUGUCGAAUGAUUCAGUUGAGAGAGAGGAAGGGUGUGGUGCACAAACAGCUGUGGAAAUUAUUGAUGGGACUUUUAGUUGGGAUGAUGAUAACACACAGCAGGACUUGAAAAAUAUUAAUUUGGAGAUCAAAAAGGGGGAGCUUACAGCAAUUGUUGGGACUGUAGGGUCAGGAAAGUCCUCUCUUCUUGCGUCAAUUCUUGGAGAGAUGCGCAAGAUCUCUGGAAAGGUACGGGUUUGUGGGAGUGUUGCCUAUGUUGCACAAACAUCUUGGAUUCAGAAUGGGACUAUUGAAGAAAAUAUUCUCUUUGGUUUACCAAUGGACAGACAGAGGUACAAUGAAGCUAUCAGGGUGUGUUGUUUGGAGAAAGAUUUGGAAAUGAUGGAUUAUGGGGAUCAGACAGAAAUUGGAGAGCGUGGUAUCAACCUGAGUGGAGGUCAGAAGCAGCGUAUACAACUUGCCAGGGCGGUAUAUCAGGACUGUGAUAUAUAUCUUCUUGAUGAUGUCUUCAGUGCUGUUGAUGCUCAUACUGGCUCUGAAAUAUUUAAGGAAUGCGUGAGGGGAGCUCUAAAGGGCAAGACCACUGUUCUUGUAACACACCAAGUUGAUUUCCUACAUAAUGUGGAUCUUAUAUUAGUGACGAGGGACGGUAUGAUAGUCGAAUCAGGGAAAUACAAUGAUAUAUUAGAUUCUGGAAUGGAUUUUAAAGCCCUAGUAACUGCACAUGAGACCUCCAUGGAACUAGUAGAGCAGGGUGUGGUCAUACCUGGUGAAAAUUUGAGCAAACCAAUGAAAGCUCCAGAGGCAGCUUCUAAUUAUGAGGGAACCGAUGGUGAAAGCAAUUCUGUUGACCCGCUUGAGUCUAGUAAGAAAAGUUCUAAACUUAUCAAAGAAGAGGAGAGAGAAACCGGCAAAGUGAGCUUACAUGUGUAUAAACUAUACUGCACUGAGGCUUUUGGGUGGUGGGGUAUUACAAUUGUAUUGGUUCUUUCUUUGUUAUGGCAAGCGUCUAUGAUGGCAAGUGAUUAUUGGCUGGCAUAUGAAACCUCAGAAGAACGUGCUGAAGUGUUUAACCCUUCUCUGUUCUUGUCCAUCUAUGCAAUUAUUACUGCCAUUUCGGUUAUUUUGGUAGUGAUAAGAUCCUACUUCUUUACACUCUUGGGGCUAAAGACUGCACAACUUUUCUUCACACAAAUUCUUCGUAGCAUCUUGCAUGCACCCAUGUCUUUCUUUGACACUACGCCAUCUGGGAGAAUUCUAAGUAGGGCAUCCACUGAUCAGACCAAUGUUGAUGUCCUCCUCCCCUUGUUCACGGGAAUUGUUAUUGCCAUGUACAUUACAGUGCUCAGCACCUUAAUCAUCACCUGUCAAAAUGCUUGGCCAACAGUGCUUUUGAUAAUUCCUCUUGUUUGGUUGAAUAUAUGGUACCGGGGUUACUAUCUUGCAUCAUCUCGUGAGUUAACUCGGUUGGAUUCAAUUACCAAAGCACCAGUUAUUCAUCACUUCUCUGAAAGCAUUGCGGGAGUCAUGACAAUCCGCGCAUUCAGAAAGCAAAAGAAAUUUUGCGAAGAAAAUCUCAAACGGGUGAAUGCUAAUUUGCGUAUGGAUUUCCACAACUAUAGUUGUAAUGUGUGGUUGGGAGUACGCUUAGAAUUGCUUGGAAGCUUUGUCUUUUGCGUUUCUGCCUUGUUCAUGAUCAUCUUACCCAGCAGUAUCAUAAAGCCAGAAAAUGUUGGUUUAUCUCUCUCUUAUGGGUUGUCCUUAAAUAGUGUCUUGUUCUUUGCUGUAUACUUGAGCUGUUUCAUCGAAAACAAGAUGGUGUCUGUUGAGAGGAUAAAGCAGUUCACAAAUAUUCCAUCGGAACCAGAAUGGAAAAUCAAGGAUCAUCUGCCUCCUUCAAUUUGGCCUGGUCAAGGCAAUGUAGAUAUCAAAGACUUGAAGGUCAGAUAUCGUCCAAACACUCCUCUGGUUCUUAAAGGCAUUAGUUUAAGCAUUAGUGGAGGUGAAAAGGUUGGUGUUGUUGGUCGAACUGGGAGCGGAAAGUCAACUUUGAUUCAAGUAUUCUUUAGGCUGGUGGAACCUUCAGGAGGGAAAAUAGUAAUUGAUAGUAUUGACAUAUCCCUCUUGGGGCUUCAUGAUCUUAGAUCACGGUUUGGUAUCAUUCCUCAAGAGCCAGUCCUUUUUGAAGGAACUGUCAGAAGCAACAUUGAUCCAAUUGGACAGUACACAGAUGAUCAAAUAUGGAAGAGCUUGGAACGCUGUCGACUAAAAGAGGUUGUUGCUGCUAAGCCUGAAAAACUUGACUCUUUAGUGGUGGAUAAUGGAGAGAACUGGAGUGUAGGGCAGAGACAGUUACUUUGUCUAGGGAGGGUUAUGCUUAAGCGAAGCCGUCUCUUGUUCAUGGAUGAGGCAACUGCUUCUGUUGAUUCUCAAACGGAUGGUGUGAUUCAGAAGAUCAUUAGAGAGGACUUUGCAGCAUGUACCAUCAUCAGCAUUGCUCACAGAAUACCCACAGUUAUGGACUGUGACAGAGUUUUAGUUGUAGAUGCAGGGCGAGCGAAAGAGUUUGAUAAGCCUUCCAACUUGCUCCAGAGGCAAUCUCUGUUUGGGGCAUUAGUUCAAGAGUAUGCCAACCGCUCCAAUGGAAUAUAACAUAUCUGCCUUCACCACUUGUUUGAUCUAGAAAUGUAACUUUCACACAUCAUGAUAAAUUUAUAAUUUUCACUCUUCCUUCCACACA